Messenger RNA from Poecilia latipinna (sailfin molly), 1142 nucleotides. RefSeq names its product methylthioadenosine phosphorylase (gene mtap). Gene Ontology annotation, molecular function: S-methyl-5-thioadenosine phosphorylase activity. Gene Ontology annotation, biological process: nucleoside metabolic process. The record is from RefSeq and is a predicted model, not a curated record. Lineage: Eukaryota; Metazoa; Chordata; Actinopteri; Cyprinodontiformes; Poeciliidae. The coding region runs from base 267 to 1103 and encodes 278 amino acids. The transcript has 9 exons. Gene Ontology annotation, cellular component: cytosol.
CGGAUGUUCAUGGUGAAGCUUCCUCUAUUUGACCAAACCCUCCACUUUUUCUUGCAAGAAGAUAACUGUAAUGGCGUCCUCCGUGCCCGUAAAGAAUUUUAACCCUACCUAAACACGUGGCCGCCUGAGCUCACCCUGCUGUUGUCGCCACGCUUACUGACUGACUGACGGGGACAUGUGUCCUAGUCAAACACUACAACGAAAUAGGUUUAAGAAGAGAACUAAAACAGACUGCAACGGCCUGAGUUCAUGAUCAAAAAUCUUUUAUGAUCAUUUCAAGGAAGAUAGGAAUCAUCGGUGGGUCAGGUCUUGAUGAUCCAGAUAUUCUGGAAGGAAGAACAGAGCGUUAUGUUGACACACCAUAUGGAAAGCCCUCAGAUGCUUUGAUACUGGGAAAGAUUAAAAAUGUGGAAUGUGUGCUCCUCGCGAGACACGGGAGACAGCACACCAUAAUGCCGUCGAAUGUGAACUACCAGGCCAACAUCUGGGCUCUAAGAGAAGAGGGCUGCACUCAUCUGGUGGUAACCACGGCUUGUGGCUCCCUGAGGGAAGAGAUUCAGCCCGGUGACAUCGUCAUCAUAGAUCAGUUCAUCGACAGGACGACCAAGAGGCCUCAGACGCUGUAUGACGGGCAGCCCACCAGCCCACCGGGGGUCUGUCACAUCCCCAUGGCCGAGCCUUUUUGCAACAAAACCAGAGAGGUUCUGGUGGAGGUGGCGCGCAGUCUGGGUGUCAAGUGCCACGUGCGAGGGACCAUGCUGACCAUCGAAGGACCACGCUUCUCCUCUCGGGCAGAGAGCCUGAUGUUCAGACAGUGGGGCGCCGACGUGAUCAACAUGACCACCGUGCCGGAGGUGGUCCUCGCCAAAGAGGCCGGCCUGUGCUACGCCAGCAUCGCAAUGGCAACAGACUACGACUGUUGGAAGGAGCACGAAGAGGCGGUCUGUGUUGAUAAUGUCCUGAAGACGAUGAAGGAGAACGCAAACAAAGCCAGCAGCAUCCUGCUGACUGCAAUACCGCAGAUCAGCCAGAUGGACUGGACUCAAACCACCAAGAACUUAAAAAAUAUGGCUCAGUCUUCAGUAAUGCUACCGAAGCAUUGAGUGGGCGUAGAAGACAUGAAGCAGAAAAGAGGAAAAGGA